Messenger RNA from Cucumis melo (muskmelon), 1638 nucleotides. RefSeq lists its product as uncharacterized. Gene Ontology annotation, molecular function: single-stranded DNA binding. NCBI's taxonomy places the organism in Eukaryota, Viridiplantae, Streptophyta, Magnoliopsida, Cucurbitales, Cucurbitaceae. The transcript is spliced from 8 exons. The record is from RefSeq and is a predicted model, not a curated record. Gene Ontology annotation, biological process: DNA damage response. The coding region runs from base 222 to 1304 and encodes 360 amino acids.
CGUAAGAAAAUGGAUGAUUGUUUUUAAGGAGAAGUUCAUCGGUUGCUUCUUCCCACCUUUUGCGUCUCUCCACGUCCAGAACUUUCCGUUCAGGCUGAGCUGAGCACCUUCUCCAAGGCAAGGCUUCCGCCAUAGCCACCCCAACAGUCAAAGCUUCUCAACUCCACUCUUCCUUUCCUGUAGAAUACUACAAACACUGUAGCAAAGCAUAGUAGAGACGGAUGUGCGGAAGAGCCCGUUGUACUCUUCGAGCUGAUGACAUCACCAGGGCCUGCCACCGCACCGGCGGUCCCGUACGCUCCCUCAACAUGGACCGUUUUCGUCCGCUGUUCAAUGCUUCCCCGGGCUCGGAUUUGCCGGUUGUUCGUCGAGAUGAUGAAUCUAGUGAUGGAGGAGUCGUCCUUCAGUGCAUGAAAUGGGGGCUUAUUCCUAGUUUUACUGAGAAAUUCGAGAAACCUAAUUACUUCAAGAUGUUCAAUGCUCGCUCAGAGUCCAUACAUGAAAAGCCCUCUUUUCACCGUCUAGUUCCUAAAAGAAGGUGCCUCGUGGCAGUGGAAGGGUUCUACGAGUGGAAAAAGGACGGAUCAAAAAAGCAGCCGUAUUAUAUUCAUUUUAAGGAUGGGAAGCCACUUGCUCUUGCUGCUUUAUAUGAUUGUUGGGAAAACCUUGAAGGUGAAUUACUUUACACUUUCACCAUUCUAACAACUUCACCAUCUCCAGCUUUGAAGUGGCUGCACGAUAGGAUGCCUGUAAUUUUGGGUGACAAAGAACGUAUGGAUAUGUGGUUGGAUGAUUCUUCAUCGUCCAAGUAUGAUACCGUCUUUAAACCGUACGAGGCUCCUGAUUUGGUAUGGUACCCUGUAACACCAUCCAUGGGAAAGCCUUCAUUUGAUGGGCCGGACUGCAUCAAGGAGAUACAGCUAAAGAAUGAUGGAAGCAAUCUCAUCUCCAAAUUUUUCUCUGCAAAAGAAACAAAAAAAAAGGAACAUUCGGACUCACAAGAUAAAACUUCCUCUAACACAUCUGUGAAGCCUGAGGCAUCUCCAAGUCUAGAAGAACACAAAAGAGAAGCAAAUCUUGGAGCUUCAUCUGAAGAAUCAGAGGAUUGUCUUGCAAAGUGUUCAUCUGUUACUUCACUAACAUAUCAAAUAAAACGAGAUCGUGAAGACAUCUCAUCUGGCUCGAAAAGUGGCGUGGACGACUACAGCAAGGCAGGCAGCCGUCCAAAGAUAAGGAAGAAGGGAAACCUGAAGACUGGUAAUGACAACCAAUUAACCCUCGUUUCAUACUUUGGAAGGAAAUAGAUAGGCCUGCCUUGUUUCAAAACAGACAGGUGUGCGCUGCACCUCAUGUUUAUAUGUACGCCAUUUAUUUUGUUUAUCUUGGUGUGAUAGAUGCUGCUGACUGCUGAGGUACGUGGAAGGUUUUGUUUUUUUUUUUUUUAAAUGAACAUUUCGAUUGUGUUAAAUCUUAAAAUGGACUUCAUUUUUGUUGUAUAAAGGGCAGUCUUCUGUAGCUUAGAAGGGCAAGUUUGAUUUUGGUUGAUCCUUCCACUGUACACUAAACUGAACUAUUUGUUUUCUUUUAUGAUACGUUGUAACGAAUUUCCUAGCAAAAAAUGCAUUAUGUUUUGGUUCA